Messenger RNA from Cyanistes caeruleus (blue tit), 2082 nucleotides. Lineage: Eukaryota; Metazoa; Chordata; Aves; Passeriformes; Paridae. The record is from RefSeq and is a predicted model, not a curated record.
GAACUACUUGUUUGAAUGUCAAAAUGUGAGCAAGAACUUUAUUGCCACCCCCCCCUUCUGUUCUCUUAUCUGUGUUCUUUAGUAGCUGGAGAUGGAGAGAAAGAUGUGCUGCCCCAUUGCAACUUGCAGGUUUACACGUACACCUGUGACGUGGGCAAAAGAGAGAAUGUCUACUUGACAGCUGAGAGGGUCCGCAAGGAGGUUGGCGAGGUGUCUGUCCUGGUUAACAAUGCUGGUGUGGUCUCCGGGCACCAUCUUCUGGAGUGUCCUGAUGAGCUUAUUGAGAGGACCAUGAUGGUUAACUGUCACGCACACUUCUGGACCACUAAAGCCUUCCUUCCCAAGAUGCUGGAAAUGAACCAUGGACACAUUGUGACAGUUGCAAGCUCCUUGGGGUUAUUCAGUACUGCUGGAGUUGAGGAUUACUGUGCCAGCAAAUUUGGAGCUGUAGGCUUCCAUGAGUCUUUGAGCCAUGAAUUGAAGGCUGCUGAAAAGGAUGGAAUCAAAACUACUUUAGUUUGCCCUUAUCUUGUAGAUACAGGAAUGUUUAGAGGGUGCAGGAUCAGAAAAGAAAUUGAGCCUUUCCUUCCACCCUUGAAACCUGAAUACUGUGUGAAACAGGCCAUGAGAGCCAUCCUUACAGACCAACCAAUGAUCUGCACACCUCGCCUCAUGUAUAUGGUCACCUUCAUGAAAAGUAUUCUGCCAUUUGAAGCAGUCGUAUGCAUGUACCGAUUUUUGGGAGCAGACAAGUGUAUGUAUCCUUUCAUCGCUCAACGGAAACAGGCUACAAACAACAAUGAAGCAAAAAAUGGAAUUUAACAGUUUUGGAUGGACUAACAUUUAUAGGUGAAUGCAAUAAUGUUACUGAAUUGCAAAGUGCACUUGCAUCUAACAGAUGCAAAUGUCAACAUCUUACUGUGGCAUUCUCUUGGGUCCUAAACCUGUGUAUUGAACUCUAAAAAUCAAUGGAUUUUUAUAUACUGUAAAUAAAACUGACUAGAGUACUUGGGAAAUGUGAUAGGUAACUCAAAUGAAUUUACAAUGUAGCUGCCACCACUGUCCUUUAGAAUAUCACUGUAUGUACAGUAAACUAGUCAUGCUACUUGUUGUAGGGAUGCACUGUGUGAUCUCUCUUCCUUAGUCUGCCAAGGCUUCUAAGAGCUGUAUCCAACCAGAAGAUGCAAUGUUUCAGAAAUGGUUUGAUUUCCUUAUGUUAUUUAGGAAGGGAGAGAAAUCUUGCAAUUUUAAGCUACUGCUUGUGAUCUUAUAGCAAAUUCAAGGACAGUUUCUGAGUGCAUCUCUUCACUUGUUCACCCAAGUUCUCUAAAGGACACAUGGCCAAAUUGUGGUGUAAUUCUCUUUUGUUGCAAUUGUGUGUGUUCUAUUUAAACAAAGAUGAAAAUAAAUUUGUAAAUCUCUGCCAAUUCAAAGGCAAAUGAAUGUCUUACAUACUGUCAGAGCAAACUUGUACUGGGCAUCUGGUUUUUUAGGAAUGCAGUCAGUGAUUUAAUUUCACUUUUUUUCCAAGUUGACUUAAUUUGAAAAAUGCUCUGUUCUGUUUCCCUCUCCGUCAGAGUCCAAUUUACUGUUAUGGACUACAUGUUGCAUUUCUUCUUCCUCAUUCUUCUGACAGAGUUUUCCCACCCCCCCAAGGAAACUGUUAUGUUAAAUUCUCUAACUGGACUUGUGCCUAAAAGACAAAGCAACUCAGCUGAGAUACAAACUGUUUAUGUAAGUGCUGGUCAUAUGCCAAUUAUUAGCAAAGGAAAAAUAGAAUAAUGCCUGAUGCAACUCUACAUUAAGAAUAUGAAAGGGUGUAAAGAUUUUUUUGAGUUGUACUCACAUAGAACAGCAGAUGACUUUUACAGUAUUUUUUGUAAAGCAAACAAUUUUGUGCCUUGAAUUUGGUAAUCUGUAUUAGUGAAGCAUUGUAAAAGUGAGAUUCUACCUCUGUAUCUUAAUGUAUACCAUCCACUUGUAAACUACUAUCAGAAAAAUUGUGAUUACUUUUUUAGAAUGUCUUGUUAAAUAGUGACCAAUGCCUGUGGUUAUUAAAGUGAGCCACCUUUUCCUUAAAAC